AAAUUAAUCUUUGAGACACACAAGUAGUUGAUGUGUGUGUAUAAGAAUAACUCCUCCAGCUAUCUUCCAUUUUGUAUGUUUCUUUCUUUCCAUCUUACUUCCGCUUCAAUGCAGCUCUUUCUUUGGUUACUUCUUUCUCCAACUCUAACUCUAACCUACUUCUCCAUUUUUCACUCUCAAUCUUUAACCUUCUAAUUCAAAAUCCCUUUUUUCACUCUCUCUAUCAUCAGAUCAAUAUUUUCACCUCUCUUUCUCCUAUGUUACCAUCCCUCACUCAAAAAAAUCAAAACUUUCAUUUGGAUUUAUUCACUUUUAAUCUGAUUUUCUAAAAUGGGUUUUGUUUGAGAUGUAUACAGUUGAUUUAACAUACAAGAUUUCUUGUAGAUAUACUAUUUAGUACUUUCUUUCAACAAGGUUUUUCGACAAUGGGAAGAGGCCGAGGAAAAGGGAAGAAGCAAUCUGCUAAUAUUGUAGAGGAUCUUGUAAGUGAUGAAGAGGAUAAACUCCCGGCUCACAGAAAAAGAGGAAGACCGUUAAAGCCAUUGACGGAUGAAAACGAAGAAAUUGAAGUAGCUGAAAAGAUAGAGAAAGAUGAGAAGAAUGUAAAUGGUGAUGUUUCCAGCAAUGAUUUGAAAACUCAAGUCAUCACUGUGAAUAAAAGGAAAAGGAAGAGGUCUUCUUCACAGGUUAAAGAAAAGAUAGAACCGAUGAAAGAGGACAAUGGCGUCCGAGCAAAGUCUAGCCCUGCUGAUUUGGUGAAGUCUACCGGAUUCCGACAAAAUGGAAGCAGGCGUAAAAGCAAACCUCGACGUGCUGCUGAAGCCGGUGUAGAUUGCAAGUGAGCAAGGUUUUGUUUGUGCAGAUAGUUUCAUGAUGCACUUGGAAUUGCUGGAACUUUGCCAUCACAAGUCAGGGUUUGUUUGGUUAUUAAGGCUUGUUAUGGUUGCUUCUUAUUAUUAUUGUAACUUUCAUAUGCUUUUUCCAACAACAAAAAAAGGCUUAUUGUAGUUUUGAGGAUUCAUAGUAGACUAUGCUUCUAUAGUCUUCUAUAGAGAUACUAUCACUUAAAAAACUUUGGAAAAUUUUGUAGAUAUUCUUCUAUCAUGAGUUUGUAUAAGUUGAUUUCCUCUUGCUUUCAUUAAGUGUGUCCAAUGGCACAUUUGUGAAAAUGAAUGGUUCAAUUCCAAUUAAGAUUCAUACUAA
Messenger RNA from Cicer arietinum (chickpea), 1203 nucleotides. RefSeq lists its product as uncharacterized. NCBI's taxonomy places the organism in Eukaryota, Viridiplantae, Streptophyta, Magnoliopsida, Fabales, Fabaceae. The record is from RefSeq and is a predicted model, not a curated record.